This is a messenger RNA of Pseudopodoces humilis (Tibetan ground-tit), 623 nucleotides long. NCBI's taxonomy places the organism in Eukaryota, Metazoa, Chordata, Aves, Passeriformes, Paridae. The record is from RefSeq and is a predicted model, not a curated record.
CAGUAACAACCAGCGCCCUUCCCAGUGCUCCCAGUUUGUCCCAGUUUGUCCCAGUUCCCUCCCACACCCCGAACUCUCGCGAUAUCUGCUCCUCCCGGGUGCUCCGGGCUCCCCGCGGAUGGGAGGAAAUGACGUUAGGAGGCGGGGGCGGAAGUGACGUCAGGAGUCAGGAAGCGGCGGCGGCAGCGCGGGAGCCGCGAUGAACCUGGAGCGCGUCUCCAACGAGGAGAAGCUGGAGCUGUGCCGGAAAUAUUACCUGGGUGGGUUCCUGCUGUUGCCGUUCCUGUGGUUGGUGAACGUGGUUUGGUUUUUCCGGGAGGCGUUCCUGGCCCCGCCCUUCGGGGAACAGCCGCGCAUCAAACGCUACGUGCUGCGCUCGGCCGUGGGCGCGGCGCUCUGGGGGCUGGGCCUGGGCGUGUGGGUGGGGCUGUUCCAGAGCCGCCGCAGCCAAUGGGGAGCGCUGGGCGACGCCCUCAGCUUCACUCAGCCAAUGGGAGAGCCCUGAGCCGGGGCGGGGCUGCCCACCGCCAAUGGGAGAGCAGCGAGCAGCGAUGACGUCAUCACCACCGGGAAGCCCCGCCCCUUUUUCCCCAAAUAAAGGCAUCGACCACACCCAAAUAUGG